GUGCGCAGCAGCCGCCCCCAUGUUGGAGGGGCGGUAUAAAGUAGCCAGAUAAUCUUCCCUUUUUGCCCUCUCAGCAGCAGCACCCUUUUAUAUGCAUCGUCUCUCGACAGCUUGUUGUUUUAACUCCGGCAGCGGCCCACUGGAAGCCCUCAUUGAAGCUACAUGAUCAAUCUUUUGGAGACUCAAAGAUAAGACAUGGCUUCUGAGAACUUUGAAAUGAACGGUGAUGCUGACCUACACAUUGAGGCGGAGGCUGCUCUGCAUGAAAACCGGAGGAGGCAGCACAGGUCCCUGAACAUGAACCAUUAUGCCAACAAGAAGAGCGCCGCAGAGAGCAUGCUGGACGUGGCCCUGCUCAUGGCUAAUGCCUCGCAGCUGAAAGCUGUGCUGGAACAAGGAUCAAACUUCAGCUUCUAUGUGCCCCUCAUUACUCUCAUAAGUAUCUCUCUCAUCCUACAAAUCAUGGUGGGAGUUAUACUAAUUUUUAUAGUGAAAUGGGAUCUAAACGAUGAAAACAUGCACUACAAGCUGAACAUCUUGGAGAAUGUUGCCACAGCCUUUGUCUUCAUCAUAGUUGUAGUCAACGUCUUCAUCACAGCCUUCGGCGUGCAGCGGCCCAUUGAGAAUUCUUGAUUAAUUUCUAAUUCUUUCCGUGACUCAUUGGAAGCUGAUCAAGACUUUAACGUUAUCGUCUACAGAGAGUCAUAUUCUACCAACUAGAUGGUCAAGUUAUGCUGUCUGCUCCUUGUGUAUACAUAUGUUGGAGGAGUUCCCUGUUUCUCCAUCUCUGGCCAGUCUGGGAUAAGUGAUAUCAGUCAGCUCUUUUUUACCUCCCAUCAUGCUCAGGUUACUGAUGCAACUAACUCCUUUACUCAUAAAAUAUCUGUUCAGACUGUGUAAGUCACAACCACUGUGAUGGUUUGCUAAACAAAAGACUUCCACUUGUUAUGUUGUAGGGUUUUUUCUUAUCAUCCCUUUAUUUUAUUUAGUAAUAAAUAAAACCAAAUCAAAACAGCAUAAUCCAAAUAAAAUAAAACUCUGAAUGAGUGCAACAGGAUUCAUCUACCCUGACAUGAAACAAUAUACUGUACUAGAACUUUUCUGUGGGGGCAAAUGUAAUGUUUACAAUGCUUCAAAUCUUAUUUAAUUAAGUGUACCUUACUUUUUGUCUUUUAUAAAUGCUAUGCAAAGUGUAUUUUUUAAAAUGAUUUACAUGUACAUUAGUUCAUGUCUGUGUGUCCAUUUGCUUUGAAGCAUUAUUUUUUUAUCACUUUUUUAAGGAUCAAAAUAUUCUUAGCUUAAAAUAUAGUAUUACACAUUGACAAUUUCAAUGAAAUUUGUAAAUAAAACAAAGUCACAAGCUUG
This is a messenger RNA of Melanotaenia boesemani (Boeseman's rainbowfish), 1365 nucleotides long. It is a transcript of the gene ninj1, whose product is annotated as ninjurin 1. The coding region runs from base 196 to 633 and encodes 145 amino acids. Gene Ontology annotation, cellular component: membrane. Gene Ontology annotation, biological process: cell adhesion; tissue regeneration. NCBI's taxonomy places the organism in Eukaryota, Metazoa, Chordata, Actinopteri, Atheriniformes, Melanotaeniidae. The record is from RefSeq and is a predicted model, not a curated record. The transcript is spliced from 3 exons.